This is a messenger RNA of Sporisorium graminicola, 618 nucleotides long. RefSeq lists its product as uncharacterized. Gene Ontology annotation, cellular component: cytoplasm. The record is from RefSeq and is a predicted model, not a curated record. Gene Ontology annotation, biological process: cellular response to oxidative stress; cell redox homeostasis. Gene Ontology annotation, molecular function: thioredoxin peroxidase activity. The transcript has a single exon. NCBI's taxonomy places the organism in Eukaryota, Fungi, Basidiomycota, Ustilaginomycetes, Ustilaginales, Ustilaginaceae. Bases 1 to 618 code for a protein of 205 amino acids.
AUGUCCUCAGCACCACCAGCAAACGAGGACAGAGCAGCGUUUCACCUGCUCGGACACCCGUUACCUGCUCUGAUCGACCUCGCCUCGACCUCCGGCACCACGGUCGACCUGUUCACGCUUUCCCUGCGCUCGCCCAUCAUGCUCUUCCUCUAUCCAUCCACGUCCUCUCCGCUCCGCGCCACCCCUGCCACCUGGUCCACCAUCCCUGGCGCCACCGGCUGCACGCCACACCUUACCUCGGUCAACGCCCACCUACCCACGCUGCUCGCCAAGGAACCCGAGCUGAAAAUCUUCGGCCUGUCCACUCAACCGCACGCCGAACAGCUCGAAGCAAAGACGCGGCUCGGGUUGAAAUUUGACUUGUUGUCAGACGAGACCGAUGCGCUGAGAGAGGCGCUCGAUAUCCCGUCUUUUGAAGUCGAGGGGAGGAGGUACUUUAGGAGGAUGACGCUGUUGUUGAGGGGUGGGCAGAUAACUAGGUUGGAUUACCCCGUGGAUGUGCCGCAGGAGGCCGCGAGGAGGGCAGAGGGGUUGUUGAGGAGUGAACAGGAGUUGAUGGAUGAGGUCGAGGCAAGGGAUGCGGCGGCGGCGGCGGCACGAGCGCAGGCUCAAGCAUAA